UAAAUCCGAUAUAUACUUGCCACAGACGCUGACGUCGCCGGCCCCCACCUCCCCUCACACAACUGACAACAACCAUGGCCGACUCAACCCAGGCCUCGUCCGAGAUUCAGAUCAACGUCAAAGGCCCCAACGAGCUCAAGCUCCAGAUUUCCAUCGCCACGGACAAGACCGUGCGCGACCUCAAACAAGCCAUCGCUGCCAAGUCAGAUGUCGAAGCUGACAGACAAAGACUGAUCUAUUCAGGUAGAGUAUUGAAGGACGAGGAUCUUCUCUCAGUAUACAAAAUCCAGUCAUCGCACACCAUCCACAUGGUCAAAGGUGCAGCCCGAUCCAGUGGCCCAACCAACCAACCCUCUACCGCACCGCCAGCCCUCCCAACGAUGCAAGCUGGCCAAAACCCGCAUGACCCGCUCACCCAAUUAAACAGCCAUCUAGGAUUUGGUGCGCUGGCGGGUUUCAACCCCUUUGCAGAUAUGGGCCUUAAUCCCAACGAUCCCAACAUGAUGCAAAGCAUGAUGGGCUCCCCUGAAUUCCUCCAACAAAUGUCCAGUGUCAUGUCCAAUCCCGCCGUCCUCGACCAAGUCAUCGCAUCUAACCCACAACUUGCCGCAAUGGGACCCCAAGUCAGAGAGAUAUUUCAAAGUGAACGAUUCAGGCAGAUGUUGGCAAAUCCAGAGAUGUUAAGAUCGAUGCUGCAGAUGUCGGCGGCCCUCCACGGCACGGGACUCGGCGGCGUGCCGUUCGGAGCUUUUGGCGGUAGUGGGAGCGGCGCUCAAUCCUUCUUCCCUGCACCUGGUACCCCUUCAACAGGGGCAACACCUGCGUCCACACCUUCUACCGGCCAGCAACAACAGCGAACAACUCACCAAGUCCUGGCAUUGGUGCCAACCCGUUCCUCAACUGCCGCACUUAUGCAACAGAUUCUGGCGGGAGGAACGGGCGGUGGUUCUUUUGGCGCAGGUGCAGGCAUACUAUCGACUCCAGCAGAUACACGGCCGCCUGAGGAGAGGUUCCAAGUCCAGCUCCAGCAACUUCAGGAGAUGGGAUUCACCAAUGCCUCACAAAACGUGAGAGCGCUGUUGGCGACAGGUGGUAAUGUCCAAGCUGCUAUAGAGUACAUCUUCAGCGGUGGGGGUGUGUAGGCUAUUUGCCAUGUUAUAUGUGAUCAAUGUUUUCUAUCUGGAAGUGCUACGCUACUUUCCUAGUGAUUGAUGUUAUAGUAUUGGAGUGCGAGAGUG
This is a messenger RNA of Pisolithus orientalis, 1238 nucleotides long. RefSeq lists its product as uncharacterized. NCBI's taxonomy places the organism in Eukaryota, Fungi, Basidiomycota, Agaricomycetes, Boletales, Pisolithaceae. The transcript is spliced from 8 exons. Gene Ontology annotation, molecular function: polyubiquitin modification-dependent protein binding. The record is from RefSeq and is a predicted model, not a curated record. Gene Ontology annotation, biological process: ubiquitin-dependent protein catabolic process. Gene Ontology annotation, cellular component: cytosol. Bases 75 to 1142 code for a protein of 355 amino acids.